This is a messenger RNA of Oryzias latipes (Japanese medaka), 5108 nucleotides long. Its product is annotated as synaptopodin 2-like protein. Gene Ontology annotation, cellular component: actin cytoskeleton; Z disc; nucleus. Gene Ontology annotation, biological process: positive regulation of actin filament bundle assembly. NCBI's taxonomy places the organism in Eukaryota, Metazoa, Chordata, Actinopteri, Beloniformes, Adrianichthyidae. The record is from RefSeq and is a predicted model, not a curated record. Gene Ontology annotation, molecular function: actin binding.
UCCAUGCUGCUUUCUAAAAUCUCCGCCUCCCUCUGUCUCUCGAUGGGUGGAGGAAUCAGGGGGGAGCACCGACAAGCCGUCAUUGAAACUCAGGAAGAGUUGAGAAGGGCAAAACAAAAAUAUAAGGACCAGAAGACCAUUUAAAACACAUCAAAAUUUACGGUGGCCUGGAAGCAGGGAUGGUAGCUGAGGAGAUCGAGGUGUCUCUCACGGGAGGAGCGCCGUGGGGUUUUAGACUGCAAGGAGGAGCAGAGCAGCACAAACCUCUACAGGUAGCAAAGGUUCGGAAGCGCAGCAAAGCGUGCCGAGCAGGACUGAAAGAACAAGACGAGCUCGUUUCUAUUGACGACCACACGUGUGCAGAGCUCAGCCAUGCUCAGGCCAUGAAGCUGAUAGAUUCAGAGAGCGCCACGCUGAAGCUGAAAGUCAAAAGGAUUCCUUCAGAGUUUCGUUCCUCCUCUUACGCUGGUAGCUCUGCAUCGCCUCAAUCCUCCCUGAGAGUUGGGUCUCCUCCUGUGACCCCGUUGAAUUCCAUUAGUUCUUUCCUCACACCCGUUGAGAUACCCAGGGGUGUUACCUCCCCCCCAGACAGUGAGGCUUACUAUGGAGAAACCGACAGCGAUGCCGACACACGCUCCAACACUCAUCAGCGACGCCAACGACGCACACCUCCUCACAUAAGGUCUCCUGCGCGCUAUGACGACAACGAGGAGGAGACUUCUGAGAUGAGCGGCUAUGAGAGUGCUACAGAACCAGGAGUUUCCAUGCAGGACCAGUGGAAUAGCCUCUGUCUUCCCGGUGUCCCCCGUAGAAACAUCAUCUACCUGCCCGCCCAGAAAGAGUGGAACACACCCACACAGACCCCAAACACACCAACCCCCCACACACUCACCCCAACCCCAGACCUGGGGAUUGUGGAUGGAGAAGGGGAGGGGGACAGUGGCUUCCAGGAGGUGGGAGGCUGCACUCCACUGACCUGUCCACCUUUAGUGUCUCCAGAACGAGCGAAAGAUGUUCUGGUGUUGGGCUUUGGCAACCAUCUGGUGCCCAUGGUGGGGCCACAGCAGAGCCCUGUGAGUGAGGAACUCUCCACCACCUACAUGGACAAAGCUCGACAAGCAAAGUUGCAACGUGGAGAGAGCGCCGUAGAGAAACAAGUGAAGGAAGCUCGCACUAAAUGCCGCUCCAUUGCAUCUUUGCUGACUGAUGCUCCCAACCCAAACUCAAAAGGGGUUCUUAUGUUCAAGAAACGCAGGCAGAGAGCCAAAAAGUACACUCUGACCUGUUUUGGCAAAGCUGAGGGAGGAAGAGAAAGGAAGACAGAAGGGGACACAGAAGGGGAGACAGAGGAAGAGGGAGGAAGUUCAGCCUUAAGCGGUUCAGAAGUUGAUGAGGAGGAUUUUUCAGCAUCUUUUGACCCCACCUGGGAUUCAGGUUAUUUUGAACUGCUAGAGAAGAAGAGCUCUGCCUGCCCUUCAACUACACCAACAACUCCAUCAAUUUUCAAUGACAGCACAGAGGUGGACAUCUUAGAUUAUCAAACUCCACAACUUUUGUCUUCUGUCAAUCAAAGUUUAGAAGGGUCAAAGAGCUCAGCCAAUCAUAGCUCAAGACAGGAGAGCAGGGUCACAAAGGAGCCUGUCAGUAACCACCCUGUACACAUGUCACCUCUAGCUUUGGCUCCCACCAGUGUGGAGUCCGUGUCUGUCAGUCGAGCUAGUGUUGUCCUAAGCCCACCCUCUCAGACACCCAUUAGAAGUCAAAAUGGACUUCAGAGUAGUUCCCUCUCUCCCCCUGCUGCUGACUUCACUCCAAGCUCAAACGCAGACGUGCACGGAAACGCCAGCCUCGGCUCUAAUGCCAGCGUUCUAAACCGCACUGCCCGCCCAUUCUCCCAGGGCUCAACCCCUUCACGUGCAUCCGUAACCUCUGUGAUGUUUCGUCCUCCCCAACCCAAACCCACUCCGAUAACCAUGGCAACCAAACCUGUGGCAGCGGUAUCCAUGGUGACCAUCUCACCAACUCAACACCCUCAGAGGGCUGAUGCAAGGAGAACAAUGUCUAGCACCUCUCUAUAUAUCCCUCCAAGAAACAACACCACCCCCACUGUAAACUCAUCUCUUUCACCCCCCUCCCCUCAGUCUUCAGCAUCAUUAUCUCAGCCUACGACUCAGAAAAGUGUCCCUCCUUCACCCUUUGUCCCCCACUCACCAUCUGUAGUACAAGGGUCUCCAGCAUGUCCAUCAAAUGCUCUGCCCCUCUCCGCCCCAGCUUCUACUUACCAUCCUUCCUCCACCUGUGUUUCAACUCCUGUUUUAACACCAAAUCUAUCCUCAUGUGGGAUCCAGGGAUCUUUUCCUGUUCUUCUGACCACACCGGCCUCCCCCCCUCCAUCUGCCAAUCCUUAUAUCAACCCCACAGCUGCAGUGAGUCCUCAGGUUCCCGCCACCGACUCAAUCUCAAUGCGUGAGCAGCGCAUCUCUGUCCCAGCUGCUCGCUCUGGCAUCCUUCAAGAAGCACGCCGCCGGAGCAGCAAAAAGCCCAUGUUCACUGCGCUCCAAAGCAAAGAUGUUUCCCCCAAUCCUGACUUGAUGUCCAUGGUCCAGAAUAUGGAUGGAGGCUCUGGGAAGACCCUUGCUGCUGAAGCUGUGCCCAGUGGGGAGGCUGCGCAUGAAUCAGGGCCAGAGGAGGACUGGCUGAGGCUGGGGGCAGAAGCUUGUAAUUUUAUGCAAGCUCAGCAAGGACACAAGCCACCUCCUGUAGCUCCCAAACCCCAGGUACCUGAGGUGCCCCAGCUCGCAGGAAAAGGAGGCCAGCUGUUUGCGCGAAGGCAGAGCAGGAUGGAUCGGUACGUUGUGGAGCGUUGUCCAUCUGCUGCACCAGCACCGUUUUCUCCUACUCAGACAAGAGAGCCUUCACCCACACCUUCACUGCCAGCUACAUGGAAGUACUCAUCAAACAUCCGAGCGCCGCCGCCCAUUAACUACAACCCUCUUUUGUCUCCCUCGUGCCCUCUAAAGGCUCAGAAGAAACCCGAGGUGGCGAAAUCUGAAACGAGCAAAAGGAAAGGCCAAAAAGUGGGCAUUAAGCCUGUGGACAUAAUGAGCCAUCAACCCUACCAGCUCAACUCCUCGCUCUUCAGCUAUGGUGGUGGGGUUCCUCAGGACACCUCCAACCAUCAGCAGCACAGAGGACCCACAGGCAUUCCUCAGAAGACAGCAAGAAUCUACGAGGUAAAGCGCUUCUCCACACCUCCUCCAAUGGCCACAGGCCCCACCCUCAAAGUGGUUGUGCCUCGAUCAGCAACGACCCUCGGAGAACCAUACAGGCGCUCCGAGGUGACCUCUCCUCCUUUAACUCCUGGUGCCACACCUUACCAGCACCACCAAUCUCCUUCUCCAGCUCCUCAGCCUCAGUGGAUUCCUUCCCCUGUGUCCUCCUCACGACCCCCAGCCCCAACUGCCCCACUCCCUAAACUCCCAACUUUCUCCUCUGGUCCUGUUGCAAACACACACCCCCUUCCUACUUUUUCUCCUAAUUCCUCAACCACUUCACAGGCAAAUAAGCAGUUUAAAAGUGCCCCGAAUCUCAGUCCUCUUUGCCCUGGUGCAGCCUCUCAGCAGGUAUCCAGAAGCACUCAACCCACCAGGGUUCCCAGGCCAAGGUUCAGCACCUCCAACCUGGGCCUCCAGCCUUGUGUUUGGCGUCCAGGAUCCACAGCUCACGGUGCAUCCUGUGGGGAAAAAUAGACUAUUUUUGAAAACAGAGGAGCUUUUUAGGGAAACUACUGUAUAUCUCUUAGAACUUCCAAUAAUUAUCUAAUUAUCCAUUAGACACGGUUUAUUACAAGAUUUUAAAAUUACCCUGACAUGCAAGAUACUUUACCUGCUCCAAUGAAAAUGCAUGUUCUUGUGGCAUUUUCUAAAUGAUGGAGGACACAUGUAAAGAAAAUUAAGCUUUAAAUUGCAUUUCUGAGUAUCUCUUCAUUCAAAUCUCCGUGAAUUAAUAGCAGUUGAAAAAAAUGCAGUUUGAAAAAGAGCUUUUAAUAUUAUAUUCCAGUUAAAAGUAACGGCAACGAGCAGCAAGAGGCCCAGUGUACUAGUGAAAGUCGCAUUUUUCUUCUCAGAGAUGUACUCAAGUAAAAGUAGAAAGUAUGUUGUAAUAAGACGACUCUCACAAGUACAGUUUACCCAAAACGAUUACUUAGGUAAAUGAUAUGGAGUAAUUGUAACCCAUUUCUACCCACCUCUGCUUAUUUGUGACGUAGAAGAUACACUGGGUGGGCCACAAGCUCCCUGCUCCGCCCAUUCAGAUGCAUCCACUUGCAGACAAAUGGAUCCAUGUACGUCUUUGUUUUCCUCGUCUGAGCUGGUAUCUGGCUCAAAGCUGUGCAGCUGGAUAGCUCCAAUUUGCUCCCCAUUUUUAUUGCGCCAGUAAUGUUAGUUUGGGGGUUCUGAGGCGCUGUAAGCUAGCAGGAGAGCGUGUAAACAGUAGGGUGAUGGGAAGGGGGGUGGGGUUGGUCCACGCCAAGACUCGCCCUAAAAAUGGCUAAAAAUCAUCAUAAUUAAAAGACCACCGGGAAUGCUUUGAAAAUACAAACAAAAGAUGACUGGAGUGGGUCUUUCCACAUUACAACUCCUGGAGGAGUUAAAAAAUAAAGGAACACUGUGUUUGAAGAAGGAAAUUCAGUGUGGACACUUUUAAAAUGUUGAAGAAUUGUAGAUGAGCUUGUGGAAAAGGAAAACUAGAGUGAAGUUCUGUAAAUAUCGUCUGGAAAAACAAUUGUUGAACACAACAUGGAACAAAAGAAUGUGUAUUGAUAAAAAUGGCAAUGACAACAGCGAUGGGGUAUGCAGGAAAAAAUGUCAGGUGAAAGUAAAAAAUGCUGAUCUGAUUGAUGGUUUCCAAGUUCAUGUAAUGUAUUUAGCAGAUGAUGACAAAAUAAAAGCAGUUUUACUAACAUUAUUUAGAGAAGUACUUUUAUUUUGGUGAUAAAUAAGUGUGAUUUUUAGAUUCUAUUUCUCAUAAAAUGAUACAGAAAAAUAACAUUUAUGUCUAGCUGUGAUUCUUUUCCACAGAUCUUUGUGAAUAAAAAUAGACACCACUCA